This is a messenger RNA of Colletotrichum orchidophilum, 5157 nucleotides long. RefSeq names its product DNA polymerase family B. The record is from RefSeq and is a predicted model, not a curated record. The coding region runs from base 1 to 5157 and encodes 1718 amino acids. NCBI's taxonomy places the organism in Eukaryota, Fungi, Ascomycota, Sordariomycetes, Glomerellales, Glomerellaceae. Gene Ontology annotation, molecular function: DNA binding; nucleotide binding; DNA-directed DNA polymerase activity. Gene Ontology annotation, biological process: error-prone translesion synthesis; double-strand break repair via homologous recombination. The transcript is spliced from 2 exons. Gene Ontology annotation, cellular component: zeta DNA polymerase complex; nucleus.
AUGGACCUCUUCCGCGUCAGGUUGAAUUGCAUAGACCACUACCAGGCAACACCGACGCACUACGAUCCACAAUUACGGAAUGAUGUCGGCCCUGCACAGGCAAAGAAAGGGCCCAAGGUCCCCGUAGUGAGGGUUUUCGGUUCGACGGAAACGGGUCAGAAAGUCUGCGCUCAUAUUCACGGCGCCUUCCCAUACGUCUAUGUUGAGUAUCACGGCAGCUUAGAGCCCGAAGAUGUGGGCGCAUACAUCUAUCGACUUCAUCUUUCUAUUGAUCAUGCCUUGGCGGUCAGCUACCGGCGUGAUCAAUUUGGAGAAAAUGCGAAAUUCGUCGCCCGCAUUACCCUAGUCAAAGGUGUGCCGUUCUACGGCUUUCAUGUGGGAUACUGUUUCUUCCUCAAGAUCUACAUGUUCAAUCCCAUCGUAAUGACCAGGCUGUCCGAUUUGCUUCAGCAGGGUGUCAUUCUCAAACAGAAAUUUCAGCCCUACGAAGCUCAUCUCCAAUAUUUGUUGCAGUUCAUGACCGACUAUAACCUUUACGGGUGUGGCUACUUGGAUGCGUCUGAUGUCCACUUCAGAGGCCCGAUACCAUCUUUUGAGAAGGAUGGAAAUUCCCAGCACCUCUGGAAUGACCGGACGAUUCCUCGGGCUCGAGUCCUCGAUGACCUGAGUCUGCCCAGGGUCAGCCACUGCUCCAUCGAGGUAGACAUUUGCGUCCAACACAUCACCAAUCGGCGAAUGGUGAAGGAGCGCCGGCUGCAUCACGACUUUGUGGAACGUCUGAAGCCUCUUCCAGCAGACGUUAAGCUCGUUUACAGUAUGGCUGGCUUAUGGAAAGAUGAGACUCGUCGCCGCAAGAUGAAAAUGCCCAACGCGGAUCCAGGAAGCAGCCCUUUUCCGGCAGAAGUCUUGGUCUCAAUGUCUGCAAGUAAGCGCGACUCUCAACCGCAAGGAUGGAUACACGAGGAAGAGUACAAGGAAGAAGUCGCCAAACUCAUCGAAACCGAAAAGGGUUCGGAAGAUUCUGCGACGCCGAGCUUUGAGACCUUUGUAGAACAUUCGCCACUUGAAGCGGCCGUAAAUACCGCGCUCCAGUCGGUAGAAGAUUUAUAUCCCGUCAACCUUUUGCCUGCUCUCGGAUUGCCGUCGAACCAUGUACCGGCAAACAAGAAUCCAGCCAGCAGCAUUGAGGUUGACGAACAAGGCGUCCUCGAUCUGGGCGUUGAUGAUUACGACCCUUAUCCAGCCGACUCCGACGAAGAGGCUCUCAUUGAGAUGAGCGAGCCAAAGACGAGGCAGGAUGGCCAAACCAAGGACACUGGCAAUGAUGGCAAGGAGGGACCGAACAGAGGUAAAGCCGUAUCUACCAGCAGCGGUAUGCCAGUCAAAAAGACAGUCAAUGGGCUAGGAUCCGAUGUGUUCCUCCAUGAAUACGAAGGCGUCUGUGCCAGCAGAUUGAAGACUGGAAACCCACCAAUGGUGCCGGUUUGGGACGAUUUGCUCGAUAUGGCCGAAGAGGAAGGGCUCGUGUCCAAACUCCCAGAGACUUCGGGCCCGCGUCACCGUCGUACAGAAUCAGUAAAGCGAUCCAUGUCUCCGCACGCGACAGCAUCUUCUACCAAACGUCCGAGAUUCGAGCCUCCAGUCACUCCGGCGUCUAAAGCGUUGAUGCCCAAAUCAUCGCUCAAAGGCAUCCUGAGUAAUGGCACAGCUUCUGAGAAGCAUCAGGUCACGAUGUUGCCGACAAAUUCUCAAGAAAACCCCCGACCAUCACAAAUUACAGGCUCGAGAUCUGUGGUCAAUCAUUUAUUGGCUUUUCCAGUGGUCAAAAGCCAGGAGGACCCAGGCACGAAACUUCGAUUGAGCCAGAUGAGCCAGCCCGGAGCUUCGCAACAAGCCGAAAGGCACCCCCAAAAGCAUGUUUCAUUCAGUGUAGCCCCGGAAACGACUCGAAGCAAGCCCGAUCCGAUUACUCCUGCAAAGAAGGUCCGAAUCGCGACUCCUUCGACGGAUUCGCCAGGGACCGAAGCAGGGACAGAAAAAAUACUAAACCGUAUCCAGAAAGCGAUCGGAUCCUUUUCCACAAAGCGCCAGUGUGUGAUUGGCGUCCUGCCUCCCGCUCCAACACUUAUCACGGCGACAAUGAAGGACUUGCAAAUUCCCGAUAUGAUCUACCAAGAUGCAUACUAUAGCGAAGAAAAGGAUGUCCCGGUGCGUCCCAGGGAGUAUGCUGGCCGGGAAUUCCGGCUCGAGAGCAACACUUUACCGUACCUAGCGGACUUUGAUCCAUCCGGGACAUCUGCCGCUAGCAUGGGCAUCAAAUCAGAUACACCCAUCGACAAGACCAAGAAUGACGUGCGUUAUGACGCCCAAGCAAGUUUGUGUUCUUACCGAAGUUGGGAGAUAGCUGAGCCGCCGCCGAGCGCCAAAGAAGUUCAGGAUUGGUGGAAUAAGAAGCACCCAGUACAGAAAAAGAAAACAAAUAUGGCUGCAAAAAUCACAGGCACCCCUCAACCCACGAGACGCGACCUGUCCCAGAUUGACGGGCCCACCCCAAAGAAUAAACAUGGCUUCAAGUACUUGCCCAAGAAAAAGUCGACAAGUGUCAAGCACGAGGCGCAAUACAUGAGUACCAUGGCCCUGGAGAUUCACGUCAACACGAGGGGCAAGUUUGUUCCCAAUCCUGACGAAGAUGAGGUACAGUGCAUAUUCUGGUCUAUUAAAGCAGAUGGCACCGCCAGCAGCAGUCAGGAAGCUUCAGGGGGGAUUAUUGCUGGCGUCGUUGUCUCGUCGCCAGACGGAUCGCUCGCUCAGAGGAUGCGGCGGUAUGUUUCCGCAGAGGUUGUUGAGGAAUCGUCCGAGCUCGACGUCAUGGUUCGCAUGGUGCAAAUUGUCAGAGACCACGAUCCUGAUGUCCUGACAGGAUAUGAAGUCCACGGCAGCUCAUGGGGCUAUCUAAUCGAAAGAGCCCGUGUAAAAUAUGACUACGACCUGUGCGAUGAGUUUUCACGUAUGAAGAGUAACUCUCAUGGCCGCAUCGGGAAGGAAAACGAUCGAUGGGGUUUCAACACGACGUCGACGAUCCGCGUGACUGGCAGACACAUGAUCAACAUAUGGCGAGCCAUGAGGGGAGAAUUGAAUCUGCUUCAAUAUACGAUGGAGAACGUUGUUUGGCACGUUCUGCACCGCCGCAUACCUCACUAUUCCUGGAGAACCCUGACAGAGUGGUACAGCAGCAGCAGACAGAGGGAUCUCGACAAGCUGACGCGGUAUUACUUUACGCGAACGAGAAUCGACAUUCAGAUCCUGGAGUCCAACGAGCUCAUCCCUAGAACCAGUGAGCAGGCCAGGCUGUUGGGGGUGGACUUCUUCUCGGUCUUUUCACGUGGAUCUCAGUUCAAGGUUGAGUCCAUCAUGUUCAGAAUCGCGAAACCCGAGAACUUCAUGCUAGUCUCCCCUAGUCGGAAGCAAGUCGGCGGUCAAAACGCACUCGAAUGUCUCCCCUUAGUGAUGGAGCCUCAAAGCGACUUUUACAACAGCCCGCUACUGGUACUCGAUUUCCAGAGUCUGUACCCCAGUGUCAUGAUUGCCUAUAACUUGUGCUAUUCGACAUUCCUCGGCAGGAUUGUCAACUGGAGGGGGAUGAACAAGAUGGGCUUCACUGAGUACCAGAGGCACAAGAGGCUACUGGAGCUCCUCAAGGACCACAUUAACAUCACGCCCAACGGUAUGAUGUAUGUCCGGCCUGAGAUUCGGAAAUCUCUCCUCGCAAAGAUGCUUGGCGAAAUCCUGGAGACCCGAGUCAUGGUCAAGAGCGGGAUGAAGCAAGACAAGGACGACAAAACGCUGCAGGCGCUUCUCAACAACAGGCAGUUGGCACUGAAGCUUCUGGCCAAUGUUACCUACGGCUACACGUCGGCAUCUUUCUCCGGCCGUAUGCCUUGCUCGGAGAUCGCCGACAGCAUAGUUCAGACAGGCCGAGAGACGCUUGAGCGAGCGAUUGCGUUUAUUCAUUCACAGGAGCAAUGGGGAGCGGAGGUAGUCUACGGCGACACGGACAGUUUAUUCGUGUACCUCAAGGGCCGAACCAAGGAUCAGGCUUUCGACAUUGGCAAUGAAAUUGCCAAGGCCAUUACCGACAUGAACCCCCGACCGAUCAAGCUCAAGUUUGAAAAGGUCUACCACCCGUGUGUUCUCCUGGCGAAGAAGCGAUACGUCGGCUACAAGUACGAGAGCAAGGACCAGGUCAAACCCGAAUUCGACGCCAAAGGCAUUGAGACGGUGAGGCGGGAUGGCACGCCGGCAGAGCAGAAGAUUGAAGAGAAGGCCCUCAAGCUCCUCUUCGAGACGGCGAACCUCAGCGAGGUCAAGGCCUACUUCCAGAAGCAGUGCGAGAAGAUCAUGCGCGGAUCCGUCUCGGUGCAGGACUUUUGCUACGCGAGGGAGGUGAAGCUCGGCACAUACAGCGACAAGGGCCCGCCGCCGCCGGGCGCGCUCAUUAGCACCAAGAAGAUGCUCGAAGACGCGCGCGCCGAGCCGCAGUACGGAGAACGGGUUCCAUAUGUCGUUAUCACGGGGGCUCCGGGGGCGCGGCUAAUUGACCGGUGCGUGGCGCCGGAGGAUCUCCUCAACGACUCGCACUCGCAGCUGGACGCGGAGUACUACAUUUCCAAGAACCUCAUCCCGCCUCUGGAGAGGAUCUUCAACCUGGUGGGCGCCAACGUGCGGCAGUGGUACGACGAGAUGCCCAAGGUGCAGCGGAUUCGGCGGGUGGAUCAGACGCUCGGGGCGGCGGGUGGGCUCGGCAGCAACAAGACGCUGGAAUCAUACCUCAAGUCCGCGUCUUGUAUCUCGUGCAAUGUCAAGAUGCAGGUGGAGGGCGUGCUGUGCGAGAAGUGCCAGCAGGACGCGCCGCGUUCGCUGUUUAGCCUGCAGACGCGGUUGAAGGACGAGGAGAGGAAGUAUAUGGACGUGGUGAGGAUCUGCCGGAGCUGUUCAGCGCUGCCGGCGGCAGACGAGGUGCCGUGCGACAGCAAGGACUGUCCCGUGUUUUACUCGCGUGUGAAGCAGGGCGCGCGGCUGAAGAUGGAGAAGAGCGCGCUGGAGCCCGUUAUUCGGGAGCUGGUCGCGAAGGCGGGAAGGGCCGCGUUGGAGUGGUGA